UAGAGGCACGGAGCCGCCACCGGAGCUCUCCCCGCGGGGGAGUGGGGAGUGGGGGCGCACAGGGCUCUGAGACGAUGGGACAGGACCAGACGAAGCAGCAGAUCGAGAAGGGGCUCCAGCUAUACCAGUCCAACCAGACCGAGAAGGCGCUGCAGGUGUGGACGAAGGUGUUGCAGAAGAGCUCGGACCCGGUGGGGCGCUUCCGGGUGCUGGGCUGCCUGGUCACAGCCCACUCGGAGAUGGGCCGCUACAAAGAGAUGCUCAAGUUUGCUGUGGUCCAGAUCGACACCGCCAGGGAGCUGGAGGACGCCGACUUCCUCCUGGAGAGCUACCUGAACCUGGCCCGCAGCAACGAGAAGCUGUGCGAGUUCCACAAGACCAUCUCCUACUGCAAGACCUGCCUCGGCCUGCCGGGCACCAGGGCAGGGGCCCAGCUCGGAGGUCAGGUCAGCCUGAGCAUGGGCAAUGCCUUCCUGGGCCUGAGCCUCUUCCAGAAAGCCCUGGAGAGCUUCGAGAAGGCCCUGCGCUACGCCCACAACAACGACGAUGCCAUGCUGGAGUGCCGCGUCUGCUGCAGCCUGGGCAGCUUCUACGCCCAGGUCAAGGACUACGAGAAAGCCCUGUUCUUCCCCUGCAAGGCCGCAGAGCUCGUCAAUGACUAUGGCAAAGGCUGGAGCCUCAAGUACCGGGCCAUGAGCCAGUACCACAUGGCCGUGGCGUAUCGCCUGCUGGGCCACCUGGGCAGUGCCAUGGAGUGUUGUGAGGAGUCUAUGAAGAUUGCGCUGCAGCACGGGGACCGGCCGCUGCAGGCGCUCUGCCUGCUCUGUUUUGCCGACAUCCACCGGAGCCGCGGGGACCUGGAGACGGCCUUCCCCAGGUACGACUCCGCCAUGAGCAUCAUGACCGAGAUCGGAAACCGCCUGGGCCAGGUGCACGUGCUGCUGGGUGUGGCCAAAUGCUGGGUGGCCAGGAAGGCCCCGGAUAAGGCUCUGGAUGCCAUCGAGAAAGCCCAGGACCUGGCCGAGGAGGUGGGCAACAAGCUGAGCCAGCUCAAGCUGCACUGUCUGAGCGAGGCCAUCUACCGCAGCAAGGGGCUGCAACGCGAGCUGCGCGCACACGUCGUGCGCUUCCACGAGUGCGUGGAGGAGACGGAGCUGUACUGCGGCCUCUGCGGCGAGUCCAUCGGCGAGAAGAACAGCCGGCUGCAGGCCCUGCCCUGCUCCCACAUCUUCCACCUCCGGUGCCUGCAGAACAACGGGACCCGGAGCUGCCCCAACUGCCGCCGCUCCUCCAUGAAGCCUGGCUUUGUGUGACCUCCGCGCCCUGCUCAUCCUGCACCAUCUCCCCGACUCCCGGCGCAUCCCCAGGGCAGCCAAGGCCCGGGCCCUGCCCGCUGCAGCUCCUCUGGACCCCACCGCCCUCCGUGCCUCUCU
Messenger RNA from Lepus europaeus (European hare), 1433 nucleotides. It is a transcript of the gene RAPSN, whose product is annotated as receptor associated protein of the synapse. The record is from RefSeq and is a predicted model, not a curated record. Gene Ontology annotation, cellular component: synapse. The transcript is spliced from 8 exons. The coding region runs from base 75 to 1313 and encodes 412 amino acids. Gene Ontology annotation, molecular function: acetylcholine receptor binding; protein-membrane adaptor activity. Gene Ontology annotation, biological process: chemical synaptic transmission. Lineage: Eukaryota; Metazoa; Chordata; Mammalia; Lagomorpha; Leporidae.